This is a messenger RNA of Aspergillus oryzae RIB40, 465 nucleotides long. RefSeq names its product superoxide dismutase SOD1 (gene sod1). Gene Ontology annotation, biological process: removal of superoxide radicals. The transcript is spliced from 5 exons. Bases 1 to 465 code for a protein of 154 amino acids. Gene Ontology annotation, molecular function: superoxide dismutase activity; copper ion binding. The record is from RefSeq and is a predicted model, not a curated record. Lineage: Eukaryota; Fungi; Ascomycota; Eurotiomycetes; Eurotiales; Aspergillaceae.
AUGGUCAAGGCUGUUGCUGUUCUCCGUGGAGACUCCAAAAUCUCCGGCACCGUCACCUUCGAGCAGGCUGACGCCAACGCCCCUACCACUGUCUCCUGGAACAUCACCGGCCACGACGCCAACGCUGAGCGUGCCUUCCAUGUCCACCAGUUCGGUGACAACACCAACGGCUGCACCUCCGCUGGCCCUCACUUCAACCCCUUCGGCAAGGAGCACGGUGCUCCCGAGGAUGAGAACCGCCACGUCGGUGACUUGGGCAACUUCAAGACCGAUGCUGAGGGUAACGCCGUCGGCUCCAAGCAGGACAAGCUUAUUAAGCUGAUCGGUGCCGAGAGCGUACUUGGCCGUACUCUCGUCAUCCACGCCGGUACUGACGACCUUGGCCGUAGUGAACACCCGGAGUCCAAGAAGACUGGCAAUGCUGGUGCUCGCCCCGCUUGCGGUGUCAUUGGCAUUGCUGCUUAA